CGAUCGCGGCAGUCACGUGUUUGCGUGCUGAACUUUCGACCUUAAUAAUGGGUGUCAGUUGAGGGGGGAUGACUAGAGGUGUGUUCAGCGACCUGAAUGUGCAGAGGCUGGAGAGCCGCGCAGCAAACCUUGCCCUCCUGCAAACCCUCGCAGACAGUGGAUAUGAGAGAGUGGCUAUCUGUCAUCACGUGACUCUCAAGAGAGGCGUCCAGUUGAAGGCAGCCCCCGAUGUGACAGAGUUGGUGGAGAGGACACCUGCUACCAAGAGGGGCAGACAGCUAGAGGUUCUGCAGAGACUCACCGUCAUGGUGGACGACCCUGCUCUUCUUCACACACUAUCCUCGCCAGCAGCUGAAAGCUAUGACCUGUUAGCAGUGUGCCCAGCCAGUGAUAGAGUCUUCCUCCAGGCCUGCAGUGUUCUCCCUAUCGACAUCGUCACGUUCAACUUUGCUGAGAAACUACCGUUUGUUCUCAAAUUCUCUCAACUCUCACAAGCUGUAGAGAGAGGACUUUCUCUGGAGAUAUGUUACUCACCUGCUCUGAGAGGUAGCUCUGGUCGCAGGAACACACUCUCGAAUGCUCAGGAACUGGUGAAGGGGUGCAGAGGGAAGGGUGUAUUGGUGUCUAGUGGUGGAGAGAGGGCUCUUGAUUUCCGCCCACCUCUGGACAUCGUAAACAUGUCUCGUUUGUUUGGACUCACAGACAUCCAGUGCAAGGCAGCCAUCACCACUGUGGGUAGAGCGGCCCUUCUUCAUUCCAGGAUGAGGAGGCAUUCGGCAAAAGCUGUGGUCAGCUCUCACCCACUACCAGCAGGGAGGAGAAAGAGGGAGAGGGAACAAGACAGUGAGACUUCUGUCAAAAAACUCAGAAAAGAUGAUUCAUAGUGUUUCAUGUUUUAACCAUCACAUGUGUAUCGAUCAUAUCAUACAUACAAUGCUUUAAAAAUCAAUGAACAGAAGAAGUGAGAAGCAGCUAUCAUCUAAAGGAGUGAGCUAUGCUGGGUCUAGGUGUGAGGCUGGAGCCCAGCCUUCUCCCUGGGUGUCCUUCACAAACCACCACCCUUCCUGCUUCUCCAACACUUCGUACAGCUGGCCUGCCACCAGAGUGAUUCCAGAGUCCUCGUAGACUGGAACCUGGUACGAGACUGCAGCUCUGUACAUACUGUUGCUGGCGUGAGGUGUCUGCGGACUGCGUCGAGGCUUCGGUAUUGGACGUGCAGCUGGUGUAGGCUUGCUCGAUCCGGCAAUGGGAUGCUCUGUUUUAGGAUGGGAUGGCCCAUUUGCCGGUCUUCCUGGCUUGGACUUGCCUUCCUCUAAGAAAGAGGAUGGAGCCCAGCCUUCUUCGGAGCCGGCCUUCACGUACCACCAUCCGUCGCUGCACUUUUCCAGCACCUCCACAAUUUGCCCAGCUCUCAGAGACAUCUGCCCGUCUCCCCCCGUGUACUCACACACAGCAGUGUAGCCGACAGAGGUCUUGCGGGUCUGAGAGGGACUCGUCGACGGCCUGGGAGGCGGAGUUUUCUUGGUGUGGGAAAUGGUGUUGGAUUUGGGCGGUUCCGGUCUCUUGGGCGGAGCUCUCUUCGUAGUUGCCGUGGUAUUGUAGGGCUUUGGUCUCUGCGGUGGCUGUUUGACGCUCAAGUCCAGUCUCUUGGUAGAGGGAGAGGCUGUUUUCUGUGUGGCAGUCUUGGGUGUGGCAGUCUUGGGCGUGGCUCGUGGCGAGGAUGGUUUAGCAGAUGAGUUAGCUGAUAAGGUUGCCUGCUUCUUCUGCAGCAACUGUGCCAGCUCUGAGACUGGACGGUUGUGGUCAGUUCUGGAAGACAGGGUUCUUUCUCUGGAGUUGGUGGAUCCGUCAGCUGAACGAGACUUCGUGUGUGGUUUGGGGACACUGAGACUAGUGGCACUCUGCUGUGUUCUGGGAGCCAAGUGAGGCUUGGGUCUGGUGGCCUGGUCCCCUGAGCUCGAGGAGCGACCGAUUGGGGUGUGUGUGUUUCCUCCGGUGGUGAGGGUCUUCUUGUUGGUGUGAGACGGGACUGAGAUGGUGGGUUUGCGUUGUUGCGGUGAUGAGAGGUGGGGAGUGGAGGCAGUCAGCAGAGAAGAGGAAGUGGAUUUACCAGGAGGUGAGUUCACGUGAACUUUGUGAGACGGAGAAGGUUUCAGCUGGGACCCUUUCAAUGUCUCCUCAGAGGUGGAGCGACGGAGAGCUGCCUUGUUUCCUGACUGGGGCAGCUCUCUUCUCUUGACAGGCGAUCUCUUGGCUGGCAGUUUGGGUGGAGGUGUCUGCAAGGUCUCAUUCUUGGCGGCUCUCUCCAGGUACGAAGAAGGCACCCAACCCUCCUUGUCCCCCAUCUCCACAGUACCACCACCCACUGGCGUUCUUGGUCACCACGGUCACGGAGCAACCGGCAGAGAAGCUG
Messenger RNA from Geodia barretti, 2413 nucleotides. The record is from the annotation of a GenBank genome assembly. NCBI's taxonomy places the organism in Eukaryota, Metazoa, Porifera, Demospongiae, Tetractinellida, Geodiidae.